Molecule: messenger RNA, 2050 nt
Organism: Folsomia candida
Lineage: Eukaryota; Metazoa; Arthropoda; Collembola; Entomobryomorpha; Isotomidae
Product: 5'-3' exonuclease PLD3
Exons: 16
Coding region: 283-1881 (532 amino acids)
Molecular function (GO): catalytic activity
Source: RefSeq, a predicted model, not a curated record
UUACAGAUACUUAUACCCUGGUCUUUUGUCGCUAAGCGCUUUACACGGAUUAUUAGUAGUCAGCCGUAUAGACAGAGAUAAGAUAAGAUUACACGCGAUAAGUAUGAAUUAAUACUAAACACACACAUAAAUACAUACGCAGUUGCCAAUUUCUCUGUAAAUACUCACAAAUCGAGUUGAAUAACUUGUAUGAAAAUUAUUAACUCGCAUAUUUAAAAUAUUCAAAUUAAAGCAGUGUUCAUCCUUUAAAAAAGACAAAGUGCAUUCAAUCUGGAUAUAAAAAUGCCCAUGUUUUCACUGGAUUUUGGCGUGAGGAAGGAUUCCUCAAAAAGCAGUUUUUCCAGGUCCAGCAUCGACUCUAUCGACAGUCUCAGUGGGAGUUUAAAAAAGUCGUUUGGACAACCGCACUACAAGUCCGCUGUGGAAGCCUCGGGAAAAUUGGAUUUUGGAGAACUCGAACUUGAGUUACACGACGCUCGUUACAUGUUACGUGGGUAUAAGGAAAAGAAUCAGUGUGAAGGAUGGUGCAAACCUUCAUGCAUUCCUAUCACAAUCAUCCUUAUUUUAAUCAUCCUGGUCGUCGUUUUAUCUCUCAUCGAUCAAAACCAGAUUGAAAAUGCGACUCGAGAACAAAUUAGACUUAAGAAAGACUGGGCAAAAUGUCGAAAGGAGUGCAGACUGGAUUUACUGGAGAGCAUACCGGAAGGAUUGACCUUUAAUUCGACAACAACUCAUUCCUCGACAUAUUCCGGCUGGGUCCAACUGUUAGAAUUGGCAAAGGAAUCGAUUGAAAUUGGAUCUUUUUACUGGAAUUUGGUAGAUGACUCAAUUGCACCCGAAUACACGGAGGAGGGUCGAGAUAUCUACCAGAGAUUACUGGAAGCCGGAACGACGCGAGGAAUCAAGAUCAAAAUUGCUCAAAACAUCGCAUCUGAUCAAUAUCCCAAUUUGGACACCUUGAACUUGAAGAAUGCCAAGGCUGCCGAGGUACGCAGUUUGGACUUUGAUAGACUGGUUGGUUCCGGUGUUCUUCACACGAAAAUGUGGGUAGUUGAUAGAACGCACGUUUAUGUGGGAAGUGCCAAUUUCGAUUGGAAGUCGUUAACUCAGGUUAAAGAGCUUGGAAUUCUAGCUACAAAUUGUACCUGUUUUGCUAAAGAUUUAGGAAAGGUUUUUGAUGUGUACUGGAAACUUGGAGAGAAUAAUUCAAAAGUUCCAGACAAAUGGCCAUCGUCAUAUGCCACGAUUUACAAUAAAGACAACCCGAUGGACAUUUCUUUUAAUGGAGAAAAAUAUUCGUCAUAUUUAUCGAGCGCACCAUCCCAAUUUAAUCCAAAAGGACGAACCUUUGACCUUGACGCCAUACAAGAUGUGAUUACAAAUGCUACAAAAUUCAUUGAUAUCGCUGUGAUGGACUACUCUCCUAGUCUUUUGUACUCUCAUCCGCCAAAAUUCUGGCCAAUCAUUGACAAUGCGCUCAGAUCUGCAGCAAUUGAUCGUGGUGUUUCCGUCCGAUUGUUAAUAUCUCAAUGGGAUCAUACUAGAAAUUCUACGUAUAAAUUUCUCAAGUCUUUGCAAGAUAUUAAUAAUGUUUAUCAAAAUGUCGACGUUCAAGUUAAAUUAUUCAAAGUACCAGCAACGCCAGCUCAAAAAUUGAUUCCCUUUGCCAGAGUGAAUCAUAAUAAAUACAUGGUGACGGACAACAGUGCUUUCAUUGGAACAUCAAAUUGGUCCGGAGAUUACUUCACAGGAACCGCAGGAGUUGGUUUUGUUGUCACUCGGAACAAUAAAAGUGACGUAGAUUCAGAUAAUGACAUUCGAUCCCAAGUUGCUCAGAUUUUUAAAAGAGAUUGGAACUCAGAUUAUGCCAAGUAUUUAUAGACGCGAAAUUUUACCCUAAAUAGACUAAUUGUUGCGAAUAUAUUAAAAUUCGAAAUUUGUACUUUAUAUACAUAAAUAUUUACAAAAAAUAGCAUGAUUCUUCUCUGUACUUUGAACUCGAUAUUAAUUUAUUCGACUUGUGAAUACACUUCAAAAAUACUCUUUACAA